CCUCGAAAAAUUCCAUAAUCUACGCUCAUGUUGUGGCAAUUCCAUUUCCGGCUAGAAGAAGAAUGCGGGGCCUACCGACAGUCUUCUUCAGAAGAAAAGAAGAAGUGAAAGAAUUUCCAACUAUAGAGCAUAGCAUGCGAUCCCCAAUCUCAUCUGGAAAUGGCAGGUAGCAGAGGAAGCACAAGCCAGAGGAAGAAGAGCCGUUAUGAUGCAUUGCGGUUGCUUUUCUGCUUGUUUCUUGUUUUGAGCAUUUCUGUAAUACUAAUCGCCUUGAGCAAACGAUCUCUUGAUCCCACUCGCUCUCUCUACAGAUAUCUCUACCACUCACCAAACUCAACCACCAAUCUUACUACCUCUUCUUCUCGCCUCCUCCCUUCUCCUCCAUUGGCCGAUUCCCACCCUUCCCCAUCAUCAUCAUCAUCAUCAUCAUCAUUCCUUCUGAUACCCAAUUCAUCGUCUGAGUCUGUUUAUCCCGGACAGCUUAACCAGAAUAAUAAUAAUAAUUUCCGCAUUCCCGAGAGGGAUUCCGGAUCUGUCAGCGCAGACACUAUUAUGGUUGACGAUGGUAGAGCUGGUGGUAACGAGAGUAGAACUGAUGGGUUUGGGGAAGACAAUCUAAAUAAUAUAUCCUCCACCAACUCCUCCUCCUCCUCCUCAGUUGUGGAAAUUUUAGAGAACGAGAAUUGGCCCUCCUGCGAUCUGUAUGUGGGCAAUUGGGUGAGAGUCACAGAUGAGGAGGAGGAGAAGGAGGCCUACCCGAUUUACAAACCAGGGUCUUGCCCAUACGUUGAUGAGGCUUUUGACUGCCAGAGGAAUGGAAGGCGCGACUCCGAUUAUCUGAAAUGGAGAUGGAAGCCCCAUGGUUGUGAGCUCCCCAGGUUCAAUGCAACAGACUUCUUGGUGAGAUUGAGAGGAAAAAGAUUGAUGCUGGUUGGAGAUUCUAUGAACCGGAACCAGUUUGAAUCACUGUUAUGCCUUCUUCGUGAGGGCUUACCUGAGAAGAGCAGGAUGUAUGAAGUCCAUGGCUAUAGAAUAACCAAGGGAAGAGGUUAUUACAUCUUCAAAUUUGAGGAUUAUGACUGCACGGUCGAAUUUGUGCGGUCACAUUUCCUUGUCAAGGAGGGAAUUCGUAUUAAUGCACGAGGAAACUCAAAUCCGACUCUCUCUCUGGACCGUGUGGACAAGUCAGCGGGAAGAUGGAAGCGAGCAGAUAUUCUAGUCUUCAAUACUGGGCACUGGUGGACUCAUGGAAAAACUGCUAGGGGGAGAAAUUACUAUAAAGAAGGUGAUUAUAUAUAUCCUCAUUUUGAUGCAGUGGAAGCUUAUAGGAGGGCCCUGAAGACCUGGGCGGAGUGGGUCGAUAGGAAUGUAAAUCCAGACAAGAAGUUGGUCUUCUAUCGAGGUUACUCUUCCGCCCAUUUCAGAGGUGGAGAUUGGGAUUCAGGUGGAUCAUGUAAUGGGGAGACUGAACCUAUAUUAAGGGGGGCCUUCCUUAAUGAGUAUCCAUUGAAAAUGAAGAUAGUGGAGGAGGUGAUCCGGGAAAUGCGGGUUCCGGUAAUAUUAUUGAACGUGACCAGGUUGACCAAUUUCCGCAAGGAUGGGCACCCAUCUAUGUACGGCAAGAAAAUCUAUGAUGGGGGAAAUAAGCUGAACGUGGUCUCCUCCACCAGACGCCGCCGCCAAGAUUGCAGCCAUUGGUGUCUCCCGGGUGUCCCUGAUGCAUGGAAUGAGCUUAUCUAUGCCAGUUUGGUGUUUCGACAACUUAAUUCCUCUGCCCAUUUAAUUCCCAAAUAACCUCUGAAUAGUUGUUUGGACACUAAAUUACAUUUAUGUAUCAUUAGUGCCAAUAUUGGUGCGUUUGGGACAAUGAAACCGAUUAGGCCUUCUACUCAUUCUACUAUAAUGGUUACACAUGA
This is a messenger RNA of Rhododendron vialii, 1916 nucleotides long. RefSeq names its product protein trichome birefringence-like 5. Lineage: Eukaryota; Viridiplantae; Streptophyta; Magnoliopsida; Ericales; Ericaceae. The transcript has 5 exons. Gene Ontology annotation, molecular function: O-acetyltransferase activity. The record is from RefSeq and is a predicted model, not a curated record. The coding region runs from base 160 to 1794 and encodes 544 amino acids. Gene Ontology annotation, cellular component: Golgi apparatus.